UCAGAUUGUCACGAGUAUUGGAGUCAUCGGAGAGCAAAACAUUUUCAUUGUUUACGAAAAUUUCCUCAUGGUGGUAGAGAAAAAAUAGUUAUGUAAAAAUCAGGCUAAAGGCUAGUGAGAGCUUUGUCUGUAAAUUAUUUCUGCAGUGUAUACUGUAGAGGAGUAAAUUUUUAAUUUUACAGCCACUAAGUUUGUGACUUUAACGAAUCGGAGCAAUUUCGAUUGUACAUUUUCAUUUUCAAGUGCAUGUUAUGAUAGCGAAGUUCAAUGAGUCUGCAAAAAUAAUGAGUUUUAGUGAUAAGCAAGACAGUAUGUCAAAAGAUGAAUGGAUGGCAAAACUUGAAGAGGGUUCACAUAUUCAACGUGUACAGAUGAAUAAUCUUAUUAUGAAUUACCUCGUAACUGAGGGUUUCAAAGAAGCUGCCGAAAAGUUUCAGCAAGAAUCCGGUGUUGGGCCGACCGUGGAAUUAAAUUCUUUGGAUGAUAGAAUUCGUAUUCGAGAUGCUAUUCAAAAUGGUCGUAUCGAGGAGGCUAAGGAGUUAGUGAACCAACUUCAUCCAGAAUUAUUGGAUAAUGACAGAUACUUGCACUUUCAUUUGCAGCAGCUUCAUUUGAUUGAGUUGAUUCGUACUGGACGUAUCGAAGAAGCUCUACAAUUUGCCCAGGAACAAUUAAGCGAAGCUGGCGAAUCGGAUGAAAAUAUUUUAAGCGAACUAGAGCGCACUUUAGCUUUAUUAGCGUUUGACGAUCCACAAAUGAGUCCUUUCAGUGAUUUAUUACUUCCAACACAUCGACAGAAGAUUGCAAGUGAAUUAAAUGCUGCAAUAUUAAAAAUGGAACAUCAAGAAUCUACUAGCCCACGACUGAAUAAUUUAUUGAAAAUGAUCCUUUGGGCUCAGGAUGAAUUAGAUAAGAAAAAAGUGAAAUAUCCAAAGAUGACAGAUUUGGGUAAUGCUACAAUUGAAAGUCCAAAGUAACUUGAACGGAGAUAAAGAUAAUUUUAAAAUAGUUUUUAUUAAAAACUUAUAAACAAAACGAGAUAUUAAUUUUAUU
Molecule: messenger RNA, 1053 nt
Organism: Ceratosolen solmsi marchali
Lineage: Eukaryota; Metazoa; Arthropoda; Insecta; Hymenoptera; Agaonidae
Gene: Hou
Product: GID complex subunit 8 homolog protein Houki
Exons: 4
Coding region: 252-977 (241 amino acids)
Molecular function (GO): protein binding
Source: RefSeq, a predicted model, not a curated record